GAGUGCUCCACCAUGGCUCGAAGGAAAAGCAAAGGCGCCGAGGCGCGCAAUGCUGACAAUGCUGACUCGACCUCCGCUGCGCAGACCCGGAUCUCGCGGACAUCUCAACCUCAGCCUCGGCGUUCCAAGCCUGAGCGGGUUGCUGCUGGCAAAUCCGCCGGCAAGGUUCAGCAGUGCCACCAAGUGAGGCCUAAGAUCACACCCGUCCCGGCAAGCGCGGUCUCCUGUCCCAAGACAGCCGUCAAGACCGAGCAGCUUUCGGUCCGCAUCAGGAGCCAAGCACAGACUUCGCAGAAGAAGCGCCCGACAGCCAUGGCUGGCCAUAAGCAGGGUGCCAACCCGGCCUCCAACGGGGUCCGGGCCCAGCUUGAAGUUCCCGAGGGCUACGUAUUCAAGACCAAGAAGACUACGAAGCGCCGGAACCGGACCAAGAAAACGACCGAAACCCCCAUCCCCGAACCCGAGCCUGUGAGGCCAUGGGAAAUUGAUCGUGAAUAUCCCAAGCCGCAGGAUGACACGAAGAGCUUUAACUACGAGAGAAAUAAAUGGCGCUCAUUUGGCAACAAGGAUGCCAAAAAAGAGAUCGAGAAAGCACUGGCUAGAGGCAGCCGGGCACGCCUCCCCCAGAUCUUUCCCGACUCGACUCCGGAGCAGCUGGAGCGGGCUCAGCGCAUUUACUGGAGCAAGAACGAGCGAAAGCUGUAUCACAUCAGGCUCACGAAGCGGGCUGAGCCAAUCUUGUCCAGGCUGUUCAUUGUUCGAACGACAACAAUUGGCUGGUCAAGCUUCUGAGAGUCGGAGAAUUGGGGAAGUUCAUUAUUGAGUAUCUCAGCCUCCGCGAUCUCACGGCCGUCGCAGCAGCCUGCAAGCAUCUUGCCAUCUGUGUCGAGAAGUAUCUGGUACGUCUUCCCCGCUAUAAGUCGAUGAUUAUUACUAUUUGCUCUGUAUAUACCUACAGGGACUUAC
Molecule: messenger RNA, 966 nt
Organism: Thermothielavioides terrestris NRRL 8126
Lineage: Eukaryota; Fungi; Ascomycota; Sordariomycetes; Sordariales; Chaetomiaceae
Exons: 4
Coding region: 13-792 (259 amino acids)
Source: RefSeq, a predicted model, not a curated record